Neoarius graeffei (lesser salmon catfish) is the source of this 1405-nucleotide messenger RNA. RefSeq lists its product as uncharacterized. The record is from RefSeq and is a predicted model, not a curated record. NCBI's taxonomy places the organism in Eukaryota, Metazoa, Chordata, Actinopteri, Siluriformes, Ariidae. The coding region runs from base 58 to 780 and encodes 240 amino acids. The transcript has 2 exons.
CCAAAACACCUUGUACAGCUCUCACGCUUGAACACCUCAUCAGUUGACACAGAUUAUAUGAAAGAGGAAGAUUUGCAUUGUACAGCACAUGUUCACCAAGGGCAAGAUGUAGAGUUUGAAAAGACUUGGUUUGCAGACCCCCACACACGUGAAAGAUUGACCCUCAAAACUACAUAUUGGUCUAAACAUUAUUGUGCUGUGCAGGUCCAUUUUACUCGUUGUCCAAACAGCUGCAUCAAUGCUAAUCGCAGUGUUCUCAAACAUGUUAUGCACGGCCUCAGAACAGAGGACUCUGAGGUUGACUGCUGCCAACAUGAUUUCUUUGACAUCAUUGAUUCUAUACCCCAUGUCUCAUUAGCAAAACCGCGAGCCGCCCAUUGGAAAGACGUGGGGAAGUGGGUCAAGAAGUGUGCAGCCAAUGACAAUGAAUGGUCCCGAACAGAGGACCCUAGUGUGUUGGUUUGUCAAAGGCUUGGGGUCUACAAGCAAAGUCAGGCUGUGUGUGUGCAUGUUAAGCGCAGCGUAAUACUAGCCACUGAUGACCAGGGUCCUGGGGACCCCAGCCAUAGUGGCCUGUUUGUCUCUGUUUCCACAGGCAUAACUCCAGCAGAGGUGCACCCCAAAUUGGCGGGAGUUCCAAAUUCCGUUUGGGCAAAGGGUAAACAUGAUGUGGGCCUAAUAAAGAAUGCUGAACCAGUGGUGAUCACCCCCAAAUCGGAUUUCAGGCCUAGGCAGACCCAGUAUCCACUCAAACCAGAAGCAAUUGCAGGGCAGAUUUAAAGAGCGACCCUUUGGAAAAUCCAGACAUGAUCCUCUAUGUGGAUGGUUCAGCCUCCAGAGACCCAGAGACGGGAAAGAACAAAGUAGGUUUUGCCGUAGUCUCAGAUCACGAGGUCCUCAAGGCGUCAUGUCUGCCCUCGAACCUGUCGGCGCAGGCUGCAGAGCUCUGUGCCCUCAUUGAGGCAUGCAAAUUGGCGGCAGGGCAAUCUGUCAAUAUUUUUACGGACAGUAGGUAUGCAUUUGGCGUUGUGCACGAUUUUGGCACCAUUUGGAAACAUAGAAAUUUUCUCACUAGCACAGGAUCUCCCAUUGCACAUCAUAAACUGGUCUCUGAGUUGUUGGAUGCUGUUCUACUCCCUAGAGCUAUUGCUGUGUGUAAGUGUGCUGCCCAUACUAACAAUACUGAUCUUGUGUCUCAAGGGAAUGCCAGGGCGGACGCGGCAGCUAAGUGUGCAGCCUCGGCUUCCAGUUCACCCUCUAACCUUGCUUUUCCUCAGGUUUCUACCCCUUGUUUACAGCUAGCGGACCUUCAGAGCACUGCCACCCAGGACGAGAGACGAGUCUGGAAACAGGCAGGCUGUAUCCUUGCAAACUCGGUCUGGGUUUGUCCCUCGGGCCGUUCCUG